AUGGUCAACUCGGUCACAGCUUCAUAUGUCGUUAGCGACUUCAUCCUCCUUGCUACUGGUGCGCUCCUUAUCGCUGCAGGUGUGAUCUGGGAAAAAGAGUUGUCGACGGAGCCAACAACGGAGUCAGUCGCGAGGUUUUUGUUGCUAAAAAAUGCCCCACUAAUGGCCGUUAUUGCAAAUGGCGCCCUCAUUAUUGCAGCUUUCUUGAUCUCAUUGCCAUCAUUUGCCCUGCCUACAUCCCGUGGAUGGCUCAAGGCUCAUGGAUGGCUUGUUAUGGUUUGCGCGCUCUUCACUUUGGUUCUUGGCCUAAGUGAAUGGCUACAAACUUUGACCACACGCGCGAAUUUGGAGACGAUCUGGGGUCAGCAGAAUAAUGUCACCCAGAGCAUUUUACAACAAAAGUUCGACUGCUGUGGAUAUAUGAAUAGCACGUCGCCUAUGUAUGUCCGUGACAGCGUUUGCACGAGUGAUCUUGUUGCAGCUUCAAAGGAGGGCUGUGUAAGUGCUUUCUCAAGUUAUUCAGAGAGGUGGUUGGGUCUUCUCUUUACCGCUGCCUUUGGUGUUGUUGGAAUGGAUGCCGUUGUCAUGCUCUGUGCCGGGAUGCUCAUUAAGUACCGGAAAGAACAACUGCGCUACCGGCUCAUCGACCAGAAAUGGGGCGUUGGUAACAUCUAA
This is a messenger RNA of Morchella importuna, 675 nucleotides long. RefSeq lists its product as uncharacterized. The record is from RefSeq and is a predicted model, not a curated record. NCBI's taxonomy places the organism in Eukaryota, Fungi, Ascomycota, Pezizomycetes, Pezizales, Morchellaceae. Bases 1 to 675 code for a protein of 224 amino acids. The transcript has 3 exons. Gene Ontology annotation, cellular component: membrane.